Molecule: messenger RNA, 1751 nt
Organism: Camellia sinensis
Lineage: Eukaryota; Viridiplantae; Streptophyta; Magnoliopsida; Ericales; Theaceae
Source: RefSeq, a predicted model, not a curated record
AACCUAGUUCCUCCUUUCAGACACAGAGACACACACACCCUUUCUCUCGUCUCUCUCUUCGCUCUCUCUCUCUCUCUCUCUCUCUACCCUCAAAACCCUACCCAUCGUCGUCCUUGUCCAGCGGUCUACACUAAACAGUCGACCGACGAUCUACUACACUGAACGGCGAUUGGCUAUCGAUCUACACCGAACAAUAUUCUCCUACGAUCUGCUCAUCUCUGCUCCUGUUCUACACUGACGGAAUAUAAGGAGGUGAUCAUGUCUUCGUCAUAUGUCCCAGCAACCACUGAAUCACUCGAUCAGGCUCAAGAAGCCAAAAAUCCAACAGAGGCAAUCUCAAUCCUUUACCGCAUACUUGAGAACCCUUCAUCUUCUUCUGAAGCACUCCGGAUAAAAGAAAAGGCCAUCUCGAAUCUCUCAGAUCUUCUUAGAGAACAAAACAGGGCAGAGGAACUCAGAAGCCUUCUGACCCAACUAAGACCUUUCUUUUCCUUGAUCCCCAAGGCGAAAACUGCAAAAAUUGUUCGCGGGAUAAUCGAUGCAGUAGCUAAAAUACCAGGCACGUCAGAUCUCCAGAUCUCUCUUUGCAAAGAAAUGGUUCAAUGGACCCGAGCCGAGAAGCGAACAUUCCUUCGUCAAAGAGUUGAGGCGAGGCUUGCAGCUCUUUUGAUGGAAAGCAAGGAAUAUUCGGAGGCAUUAGCCCUUCUUUCUGUGCUAAUCAAGGAAGUCAGAAGAUUGGAUGACAAAUUACUCCUUGUGGACAUAGAAUUAUUGGAGAGUAAGCUCCACUUCUCUCUGAGAAACCUUCCUAAAGCUAAGGCUGCACUCACUGCAGCGAGAACAGCAGCGAAUGCUAUUUACGUGCCUCCAGAUCAGCAGGGUACAAUAGAUUUGCAGAGCGGGAUUCUUCACGCAGAAGAGAAGGAUUAUAAAACCGCUUACAGCUAUUUCUAUGAGGCAUUCGAAGCUUUCAAUGCUCUUGAAGAUCCUCGAGCAAUAUAUAGUCUCAAGUACAUGCUGCUGUGCAAAAUCAUGGUGAACCAGGCCGAUGACGUGGCAGGAAUAUUAUCGUCUGCCAAGGUGGGAUUGCAAUAUCAGGGUCCGGAAGUCGAUGCGAUGAAAGCUGUUGCACACGCUCAUGCGCAACGCUCUCUGAAGCUCUUUGAGACUGCACUUCGGGAUUUCAAGGCACAACUGGAGGAGGACCCAAUUGUUCACCGCCACUUGUCUUCGUUGUAUGAUACUUUGCUGGAGCAGAACCUUUGUAGGUUGAUCGAGCCAUUCUCGAGGGUUGAGAUUGCUCAUAUUGCUGAACUGAUUGAACUCCCUGUAGAACACGUGGAGAAAAAAUUGUCUCAGAUGAUCCUUGAUAAGAAGUUUGCGGGGACGUUGGAUCAAGGUGCCGGAUGUCUCAUAAUCUUUGAAGAUCCAAAGCCAGAUGCGAUCUAUCCGGCGACACUGGAGACCAUCUCGAAUAUUGGGAAGGUUGUGGAUAGCCUCUAUGUGCGAUCUGCCAAAAUUAUGGCAUAAGGUUCAAGCUGUUUGGCUGAGUAACAUUUUCUGGUUGCCAUUUCUGGUUUAUGACUUAAAAAACCUAAAGACUUGCUUUUGCUUUUUCCAUUAUUUCUUUGAAACUGGGUUCGAUUUACUUUGCUUUAAGAGAUUAUAGCUUAUUUGUGUGAUUUUGCUUUGAUGGUCUUCUUUGAAUUACUGGGAUCAUUUUGUUGGGAAUUCUGAUUCUUGUUACUCAA